CGCGUCCGCAGUCUCCUCACGGCGCUGAGGGGGUCGCCCCACUUCCUCUCGCCCUCCCGCCCGCCGACGGGCUCCAAGACCCUUCGCAGGUGUUACAGCCGGGUGAAAGAACAUGGUGUUGGUAAAAGGAAAAGCAGUUACACGUUUGAACAGUUGGAGCAAGUGUUUGGUCAGGGAGGAUGGGACUCUCAGCCCUGCCAGCCGGUACUUAUCAACAGCAGUGGCCUCUACCAAGAGCUGGAGUCAGAUGGCAGUACAAUGGAGGAAUAUUCACAGGAUGAAUGGGGGAACCAUAGUGAAGAUCUUCACUGCUACCAGUCGGGAGACCAAGAAUUGGACGAAAUGCCUCCUACAAAGAAAUCAUUGAAGAUAAAGCAGGAGUCUUCUGAGGAAUCACAGAAACGUGACGUGAUGCAGAAUAUUGUACAAAUCUUGGAAUCCGUUCAGUUAAAAUGGGAGUUAUUUCAGAGCUGGACAGACUUCUCUAGGCUACACCUUUCAAACAAACUGGCCAUAUUUGGCAUUGGUUAUAACACGCGGUGGAAGGAGGAUAUUCGCUACCACUAUGCAGAAAUCAGCUCCCAGGUUCCCCUUGGCAAACGACUCCGGGAAUAUUUCAACUCGGAAAAACCAGAGGGCAGAGUAAUCAUGACCAGGGUACAGAAAAUGAACUGGAAGAAUGUUUACUACAAAUUUCUGGAGAUCACUAUUAGUGAAGCCCGGUGCCUAGAACUACACAUGGAGAUUGACUGGAUACCCAUUGCUCACUCCAAGCCAACUGGUGGAAAUAUUGUCCAGUAUUUAUUACCUGGGGGCAUUCCAAAGAGCCCUGGUCUGUACGCCAUUGGUUAUGAAGAUUGUCAUGAGAAACCACGGUCUCCUGAUCAUGAGGCCAUCAGCCAAGACCCUGAAAAUCAGACUCUGGGGGAAGCUGAAAUGCCCUUGACACAGUCCUCCCUUAAAGUGGAGAUGGAGUCUACCCGAAUCAUAUAUUGUUACCUUGGCAUUGCUGAGGUCAGAACUCUCCAGCAAUGUUUGUUCCUACACUUUCAGGCAAACACCAAAACCUUCAGCAAAGAGUGGGUUGGAAUCAAUGGAUUUUUAUCACAAAACUGCAUUGUAGAUCCUGGGAUUUCUCCUAAGUCCAUUUACAUCAAAUUUGUGGAAGUGGAGAGGGACUUCCUUUCUGCUGGCUCGUUGGUAGAGUGCCUGGAAAAAGCCAUUGGAUACCCCUUGAAAUUUAACAACUGAACCUCAUCCUUCAUAAGGAUUAGAGCUUUUGGGUCCUAUGUUGCAUUUGGGCAUCUUUGACAGUACAAGACUAGGCACAAUAAGCCUUUCCUGAAUGGGAAAAAGACACUUGGAAGUGAUUUUACAAAAGAGUAUCCCAAGUCAGUAAUAUAUGCAGCUUACUUGCUUGUGCCAAUUAGCUGGUUUUGUAAAAAGAAGACUCUGAAAGAGAGCUCUGUAAAUAAAAUGACUGUUGGUACAUUCCAUGUCGGACGAGCAUACACUUUAUGUUUCAUACGAAAAAGCUGUUUUCCACAAUGUCUCAUUUUUACACAUCUGUCUCUCUAUAUAAGUGUUAUUACAUUUAUGUAAUAAAUAAGCAAUAGAUAAUGGCGAGUUUAAACUUGGAAUCACAUGAGCCUAUUUUUCAGUGCCACCCUUAUCCUCUCUUGUAUAUAAUUUAGCAUUUCACACUUUUUCACCCAUCAAGUGUUUUUACUAUUUCUAACCAGUGUUGCCUGCAAAAAAAACUUCUGUUUCUGUGAUGUAUCCCACUUUACUAAUAGUGUUGCCAUAUCAACUUUUUUUUUACUUUAUUUUUUUUUACAUUAAAGUAAUCCCUGGCCUUUUUUAAAACAUUUUGUUUUCCUCUUUGUGUGGCAGUGAAAGUAACUCAACCACUGGGUAGCAUUUCGUCUGACCAGUCUUUUAUCGAAUACAAUCAAAGCUGUGAGAAGGGAUGGGGUUGGGGGUGACACAGGGAAUUUACGGACCAGGGGAGUAAGUAUUUUUAAUGCCUCAUCAAAAUGUGACUAUAUGAGCCCCAUUACGCAGCUGGUGAGGGCCAGAUUUUUUUAAUUUCUUUUUUAAAACCUCAUUGAACAGUGGAACUUGUGACAUACAAUGAAUGUUUCAGUCCAAUAAAGACAAGCAAACAUGGA
This is a messenger RNA of Pogona vitticeps (central bearded dragon), 2171 nucleotides long. The record is from RefSeq and is a predicted model, not a curated record. Lineage: Eukaryota; Metazoa; Chordata; Lepidosauria; Squamata; Agamidae.